CUGAUGACAACAUUUGAAUCGCCCCUUGCGCCAACCUAAAUAAGCAGCAGAAGCAGCAAUCAUAUGAUGUGUACGCCAGCGCGCAACAAUCACAAUAAAAUAGAUAAAUGAUAACCAGACGUGCAGACGAACGCAGUGCAAACAACUGGUCGUUGUAUUCAUACAAAUAAUUCCGUUGUCAAUCGCCACAAUCCACCGAGGUUCCCACAUUCAACCAAAAGAAUGUCUUACCAGGAUGAUGACGACGGUGGCCCCUUCGAUGGCCAGCCAAGUUCUUUUCCCAAAGAGUUUGGGUACGGCCCAUUUGAUGGAGAUGCAGAUGCACCUCUCACACCCACAGGGGAGCAGAAACCAAGGAUACUUCUCAUGGGUCUCAGAAGAUCUGGGAAGUCAUCAAUUCAAAAAGUUGUCUUUCACAAAAUGUCUCCCAAUGAGACACUUUUCCUAGAAAGCACCAACAAGAUAGUCAAAGAUGACAUCAACAACUCAUCAUUUGUACAGUUUCAAAUCUGGGACUUCCCUGGCCAGAUUGAUUUCUUCGAUGAUACAUUCGAUAAAGAGUUGAUUUGUGGAGGAUGUGCAGCUUUGGUCUUUGUGAUUGACGCGCAGGAUGAUUAUAGAGAAGCGCUGAACAAAUUGAAUCACACAGUGACAGAGGCGUAUAAAGUAAAUCAAAAUAUCAAAUUUGAGGUGUUUAUUCACAAAGUGGAUGGGCUGGGUGAUGAUUACAAGAUGGAAUCGCAAAGGGAUAUUCAUCAACGUGCUACGGAUGAUUUGACGGACGCAGGCUACGAUCAGAUUCAUCUUAGUUUUCAUCUCACGUCGAUUUAUGAUCAUUCCAUUUUCGAGGCGUUUUCUAAGGUUGUACAGAAACUUAUACCACAACUACCCGCGUUAGAAAAUUUAUUAAACAUUUUGAAUACGAAUUCAGCGAUUGAAAAAAGUUUUCUGUUUGAUGUUGUCUCAAAAAUCUACAUUGCUACUGAUUCCACACCGGUAGAUAUGCAAAGUUAUGAAUUGUGUUGUGAUAUGAUCGAUGUGGUUAUAGAUGUGUCGUGGAUUUAUGGUGUGCGAGAAGAUCAAGAACCAGCCGCAUUCGACGAGCAAAGUUCAUCUCUGAUUAAACUUAACAACGGUACCGUUUUAUACCUGCGGGAAGUAAACAAAUUUCUAGCACUUGUGUGCAUCCUACGCGAGGAUAACUUUGAACAUAAAGGUAUAAUUGACUAUAACUUCCUGUGCUUUCGCAAAGCAAUCCAGCAAGUAUUUGAGCUCAGAAACAAAUCGAAAGCGCCGUCGCUGAAUAACAUCGCCGGCAGCCCGCUAACAAACGGAAAGAAUCUUUCCGAAGAUGGUUUAUUGCCAUUGCAGAAUGACGAAGUCAACUAAACGCCAUAUUUAUACACCAGGGGGUUAUCUAAGGUAGGCAACCAGUAAGUCAUGCAAACAAAUACACAUAUGCUACCAUACAUAUUAACUAUUAAUAUUAACAUUUACAAGAGAGAUUUUUCAAGAGGAGAAAUGUUUGUGUAUAUAUAUUAUAUAAAAGCGUACGUUUCGUUCUUUCUCACCGAAUGAAUAAAUUACUGAAUUUAAA
This is a messenger RNA of Dalotia coriaria, 1597 nucleotides long. RefSeq names its product Ras-related GTP binding C/D (gene RagC-D). Gene Ontology annotation, cellular component: nucleus; Gtr1-Gtr2 GTPase complex; lysosome. Gene Ontology annotation, biological process: cellular response to starvation; negative regulation of autophagy. Lineage: Eukaryota; Metazoa; Arthropoda; Insecta; Coleoptera; Staphylinidae. Gene Ontology annotation, molecular function: GTPase activity; GTP binding. The record is from RefSeq and is a predicted model, not a curated record. Bases 223 to 1389 code for a protein of 388 amino acids. The transcript has 6 exons.